AUGAUUAUUGUAGCCCUGGCUAUUUUAUCACAGCAAGCCUUUGCCACCCAUCAUAGAUACCUUAAAAAGUACACUAUUCCAUCAACAUCAUAUGGAGUGCCAUUUAAAAGAGUACCAGUACCAACAAAAUCGUUUUUAAGAUCUCCCAUCACAUAUUCACCACCUUUAAAACCUACCAUAGAAUAUGGAGUACCAAAGAAGUCCACAAAUGAAUAUGGCGCCCCAUUAAGACCCACAAAUGUUUAUGCAGUACCAAAGAAGCCUAUAAUUGAAUAUGGAGUACCAUUAAAGUCCAAAAGCAAAUAUGAAGUACCUAAAACCCCAAGUUUUGAAUAUGGGGUACCAUUAAAGCCCACAAGUGAAUAUGAAAUCUCAUUAAGAUCCACAAAUGAAUAUGAAGUACCAAAGAAGCCUGCAAUUGAAUAUGGAGUACCGUUAAAUCCCACCAGUGAAUAUGGAAUCCCAUUAAGACCCACAAAUGUUUAUGCAGUACCAAAGAAGCCUAUAAUUGAAUAUGGAGUACCAUUGAAGCCCACAAGCAAAUAUGAAGUACCUAAAGCCCCAAUUUCUGAAUAUGGUGUACCAUUAAAGCCCACAAGUGAAUAUGGAAUCCCAUCAAGACCCACAAAUGAAUAUAAAGUAACAAGGAAGCCUAUAAUUGAAUACGGAGUACCAUUGAAGCCCACAAGCAAAUAUGAAGUACCUAAAAGCCCAAGUUUUGAAUAUGGUGUACCAUUAAAGCCCACAAGUGAAUAUGGAAUCCCAUUAAGACCCACAAAUGAAUAUGAAGUACCAAAAAAGCCUAUAAUUGAAUAUGGAGUACCAUUGAAGCCCACAAGCAAACAUGUAGUACCUAAAGCCCCAAUUUCUGAAUAUGGUGUACCAUUAAAGCCCACAAGUGAAUAUGGAAUCCCAUCAAGACCUACAAAUGAAUAUGAAGUACCAAAGAAGCCUGUAAUUGAAUAUGGAGUACCAUUGAAGCCCACAAGCAUAUAUACAGUAGCUAAAGCCCCAAGUUUUGAAUAUAAAGUACUACUUAAACUCUCAAAUAAAAAUGUAGUACCAUUAAAGUUCCCAAGCGAAUAUGGAGUACCAUUAAAACUCUCAAAUGAAAAUGGAGUACUAUUGAAGCCCACAAGCGAAUAUGGAGUGCCUAAACCCUCAAGUUCUGAAUAUGAAGUGCCUAAAGUCCCAAGUUAUGAAUAUGGAGUACCUUCGAAACAUGGUGCCGCAAUCGUGGUACCACACCAAAAAUAUGGAGUUCCAGAAUGGUAA
Messenger RNA from Brassicogethes aeneus, 1275 nucleotides. NCBI's taxonomy places the organism in Eukaryota, Metazoa, Arthropoda, Insecta, Coleoptera, Nitidulidae. The record is from the annotation of a GenBank genome assembly.